Molecule: messenger RNA, 1032 nt
Organism: Phacochoerus africanus (Common warthog)
Lineage: Eukaryota; Metazoa; Chordata; Mammalia; Artiodactyla; Suidae
Gene: INKA1
Product: inka box actin regulator 1
Exons: 2
Coding region: 134-991 (285 amino acids)
Cellular component (GO): nucleus
Molecular function (GO): protein serine/threonine kinase inhibitor activity; protein kinase binding
Source: RefSeq, a predicted model, not a curated record
ACGGAGAGGGAGGAGCCGCUGAGCCUGGCGGAGGGCAAGGACUCCGCUGGCCGGCCUUCCCGGCCCUCACCGCACCGCUCCUGCUGGAGUUCGAAGAGCAACUGGCAGGCCUGGCGGGGGCUCCGGCACGGGCAUGCACAGCACUCGGCUUGACAGCUUUCUUGGCCAGCUCCGCUGGGAACUGCUGUGUGGCCGGGACACAGGCUCAUCCCCCAUGCCUGGCCCCCUUCCACCACCCCCCAAACCCGAUCCAGGCAUGCGGCCCAAGCACCGGCUCAGGGUUUCAGAUUCAGAUGCCUUGGAAGAGGACUCAGUCUGUGGUGUGGAGGAAGAGGAGGAAGACGCUAUGGUGACAGGAGACAGGGGUGCAGCCUUGGGAGGCCCCAGGGAGCAUGCCCUGGACUGGGACUCUGGAUUCUCAGAGGUGUCAGGCAGCACAUGGAGAGAGGAAGAGCUGCCCAUACUCCAGCACUCAGCACCCCCAGUAUGGCCCCCUCAUAGACAGCACCUCUCAGCCAGUAGCAUUCCCCUGCCCAGCGGGGCUCCUGUGACCAGUGCACCACCUGCCCACCGACCACGGCCCAAGUCCACCCCAGAUGCCUGCCUGGAGCACUGGCAAGGGCUGGAAGCUGAGGACUGGACAGCAGCCCUGCUGAGCCGAGGUCGCAGUCGCCAGCCCCUGGUGCUAGGGGACAACUGCUUUGCUGACUUGGUGCACAACUGGAUGGAGCUGCCGGAGGCAUCAGGUGAGGGGGAUGAUGGGGGUGGGCCACGAGCCCGUGCUCGCCCCCCCCAGUUCUUACUUGGUCUCUCAGAACAGCUGAGGCGCCAGCUGGCCAGGGCACGCCGGGCAGCCCUGGCAGGAAAGCGACUCUCAUGCCCACCUCGCCCAGAACCCGAACUGCCUACAGAUGUCUCGCGCUUUGCAGCCCUUAUGAGUUGCCGCAGUCGCCAGCCUAUCAUCUGCAAUGAUGUUGUCAGCUACCUCUGACCCUGCCCUCCAGCCUGGGACAAUAAAGGCCUUUCUCUGGA